Lizanozyma spartinae is the source of this 1218-nucleotide messenger RNA. RefSeq lists its product as uncharacterized. Gene Ontology annotation, biological process: cellular response to nitrosative stress; nitric oxide catabolic process. Gene Ontology annotation, cellular component: intracellular anatomical structure. The transcript has a single exon. Gene Ontology annotation, molecular function: FAD binding; oxygen binding; heme binding. The coding region runs from base 1 to 1218 and encodes 405 amino acids. The record is from RefSeq and is a predicted model, not a curated record. NCBI's taxonomy places the organism in Eukaryota, Fungi, Ascomycota, Pichiomycetes, Serinales, Debaryomycetaceae.
AUGACUCAAUUAACUACUGUCGAAUACGAUUAUAUCCAAUCAUUUAUUCCUCUUUACGAAACCCGAGGAACUCGAAUUGUUAGCGAUGUUUAUAAUCGAUUGUUUGCAGCUAACCCCGAGAUCAAAUCAUAUUUUGUUAAUCUGGGAUUAUUCACCACAUCGCUGCCUAAAUUCUGGACCCUAUUAAUAUUAGAUGUACUUUCCAAGUUUCCUCAAUGGCAGAACCAUGCCCUUGAAAGUCGACUAUUUGAUGAACUUGUGAUAAAGCAUGUUAGUGUCGGUUUCCCAUCGGAAUACUAUGAACUUAUAGAGCCAUAUGCUUAUGGAGCCUUAGCAAGUGCUCACCACACCACUGUGGAUGAACAUAUUUUUCAUACCGUAUUUACAAAACUCACUAGUUUACUCAAAGAGAAGGAGGAACAAUUGUGUUCAACCUUGCCUUGGAAAGGGUUUGAAAGGUUCCAGGUAACAGGUAUCGUCCAAGAAUGUAAAUCCAUAAAAUCGGUGUACUUUACGCCUGUUAAAACCAAGUUCAAAUUACCUGAAGUUAAACCCGGUCAGCAUAUUCUGUUAAAGGUAAAUCUUGAAGGUGAAGAUCUUGUUCGGGACUACAAUUUAAGUGCCAAUACUUUGGAUAACAAAUGGAGAAUCUCUGUCCGGAACUACAAUGGGAAGGUGUCUUCAUAUAUUCACGGAAGCUUAAAAGUUGGUGAUAUCUUGGACAUUGCAGCUCCUACUGGUAUUGAUGUUUAUGACGAUAAAUUUAAAGCUGCUGCCCGUAGUGAGAAGUUGGCCCUAUUCGCUGGAGGGUUGGGUAUUUUCCCUUGUGUGCCCUUAAUUGAAACAGCUUUGAAAGAGAAAAAGCAUGUUACACUAUUUUAUAGUUCUCACAGUUAUCACCACAGACCAUUCUUUGAUUGGUUAAAGGAUUUGAAGAGAGUUUAUCACUGGAACUUUAAAAUCAGAGAAUACUUUACUGUUAAACCUACAGACUUUUCAACUGAUUCACUUUCAAAUGGUGUUGGAGAAUUGGACGAUCAUCCAAUAAGAAACUUAGAUAUGGAAUACUUAACGAGUGAAUGGGAUUGCUUGAUUGUGGGUCCUCCACAUUAUGCAGCUUUCAUUGAUCAAGAACUACGCAAGCUUAAAGUUGAAAACAUUACCACUUGGAAGUUGGGUUCUGUUAUAAUUGAUGCUGCCCCAGAUCCUAAUGUUUAG